Molecule: messenger RNA, 2016 nt
Organism: Mesorhabditis belari
Lineage: Eukaryota; Metazoa; Nematoda; Chromadorea; Rhabditida; Rhabditidae
Source: the annotation of a GenBank genome assembly
AUGGCCAUGUAUGAUAGUGAUGAGGAGGAUCGUCGACGAGACGGGGCAGGAGGACGGUUCCCGCGUGAAAGAGGUGGUGGCGAUCGAUCAUUCACAUCGUCUUAUGAUAGAAAUGGUGGUGGGGGAACACACCCACCACCCGACCCGUCAGACAGGCGUCCCCCAUUCAAGCGUAGUUAUGGUGCCUCGUUUCGAAAAGAUGACGAUCCCGCUCCAAAACGAACUAGAAAUGAAACUCAGCCCGAUUUGGGUCCAAAAUUUGUCAAAAAUGAGACUGGAAAACGACCGGAUGGUAUGGAGCCAAUGCUUUCGCUUCAAAAAUAUGCCUUGGAAAAUGGUUUGACCGACGAUGCGCCAGAAUUACAUGACAAAUACGAGCAAUACAAGGACGAGUACCACAAAAGACAAUAUAAAAUGUUUUUCGAGGCACAUAAAAAUGAGGAAUGGUUCAAGCAAAAAUAUCAUCCAACCGAAUUGAAAACAAAAUUCACCCACCAAAAAGAAGAGAUUAAACGUCGCCUUGCCGUCUACAAUCGUCUAAAAAAUGAAGGGCAUUUGAAUGAAUUCUCACUUGAACCGGAAAAUGCGAGAAAUAUCGUGCGACUCAUGAAUGCAGUAAUCGUUCUUCUCGGAGGCGCUGAUGACGAGAUGUUAUCAAAAGUUUUGUCAGCUAAAGUCUCCGAAUCAACUGUCACCGAUGUAAAACUCGAGGGAAUUGAGUUACCCGACGAAGAGGGCAAAAACGAUGAGUCGCAAUUGAUUGAAAGAUAUGCAUCAAUCAUUAUUCGAUGUAUUCCAUCAACAAUGACAGCCAUUGAAUUAAAAGAAGUUUGUGAACGAUGUCCGGGUUUUAUUCGUCUUCACCUCAAUCCAGCUCAAUCAGAAACAAAUUGGACCCGAAAAGCGAUUGCUGCUUUUAAGCAAAAUGUCGAUUUGAAAGAUGUCUGUUUGGGAAUCAAUAACAUCAAGGUAAAAGGCGGUGAAUUGGUGGCCUAUGCGAACUCAGAAUCGGGUGAACGCGUUCGUGUUUCUCAUCCAUUUAUCAAUCAUAAAGAGACGGCUCUUCGGUUUCUUCAUUAUGCGCUAAAAAUACUUGCUGUGUUUGAUAAGAAAUUUGGCUUCUUUUCCACUGAAGAUGAGAAUGUCGACUUUGACUCUCAACUGAAUGAGCUCCGAAAAGAUUUAGCUUUGGGAACCGACUUCGUGGGCAAAUCAACAAAUCCGUUGAUCGAAAAGUUAAGAGUGAGAAUUCCUGGUCGAAUCAAAGAUGAAACAAUGCACGAUAUUGUUGAUAAGAUGCCAAGUUCAUCUGAAAUUGUUUUUGAACGAGACGACAACCUAUUAUCGUCCCUUGAUGAGAUUGUUUUCUACUUGCGCGUCGUCUAUUCAUUUGAUCUCUUUGAUCGCAUCUAUUAUGAUGACGAGGAUUCUCUGCCAAAUAACAUGGAACUCUUCCAUAUUCGAAAUCGAGACCCACCGAAUAAUGAAGGAGAGAUGAAAACGAUGAAACGAGGGGCUCGAAAGAUUUUUGAACAAGAAGCACAAAAGCAUCUUGAAGCUUUCUUCACUGCUCGUUGUAUUUCUGAGACUCGUUUGAUUGCGUAUGGACUACUAGACCCAGAAGUAGCGGUGGAAGAGAUGAUCGUAGCGAAUACGGUGAAGUUGAGUGAUGAGAAAUGGCUGUGUCCCCUUUCAGGAAAGAAAUUCAAGGGACCCGAAUUCAUCAAAAAACACAUUCAAAGUAAACACGCUGAAGCGAUCGACGAGGCGAGAGCUGAUUCGCUCUAUUACAAUAACUACUUAUGUGAUUACGAGAAACCCACCGAUCAAAUCACUGAUCAGAAUGAUCACAAGAAUAACGAUCCGAGAGAAAGGCGUCGCAUGGCACCACCCCGACGUGAGGAAAGAUCGCCUAGAAAAGAAGCUUUUCGCGAAAACAACGCUUCGUUCCGACGGAAUUUUGUCGGUUACAAGGAUUUGGAUGCUGUUGUUGAUACAGAAGUGGCUAAUGUUUUC